Pantherophis guttatus is the source of this 432-nucleotide messenger RNA. The record is from RefSeq and is a predicted model, not a curated record. Lineage: Eukaryota; Metazoa; Chordata; Lepidosauria; Squamata; Colubridae.
AUGAGAAUGCCCUUUAAAGUAUAUGAACUGGCCCGCUUCUUUUUUCUGGCUCUGGUGCUGUUACCAGGCGCCUAUUCUUCUAAUUAUGGGACCUUCUUCAGGCAGCAUUACAAUAAUCCAAAGAGCAACAUUGGAAACUGCUACUGCGACACCAUGAUGCAAAGACGGGGGAUGACCAGGCCAAUCUUGAAGGACAAAAAUUCCUUCAUUCAUGGCACCAAGAGAAACAUCGAUAAAGUAUGUGGUUCUGGAGGUCAGCCUUAUGGUAAUGGGCUUCGGCGUAGCCAUAACCCAUUUUUGGUCAUCACCUGCAAGCACAGAGGGAGCUCCAACUGUCCUCCUUGUAGAUACAGUGAAAACACUUCAUCAAGAUUGAUUGUUGUGCGUUGUGCAGGUGGAAGACCUGUGUACUUUGACAAGACCCAGAUCUGA